Molecule: messenger RNA, 555 nt
Organism: Antrostomus carolinensis (chuck-will's-widow)
Lineage: Eukaryota; Metazoa; Chordata; Aves; Caprimulgiformes; Caprimulgidae
Product: lysozyme g
Exons: 4
Biological process (GO): peptidoglycan catabolic process; defense response to Gram-positive bacterium
Cellular component (GO): extracellular region
Molecular function (GO): lysozyme activity
Source: RefSeq, a predicted model, not a curated record
UUAGGCUGUUAUGGGAAUAUACUGAAUGUUGACACAACUGGAGCUUCGGAGGCAACUGCAAAACCAGAAGGUCUGAGCUAUGCAGGAGUUCCUGCCUCAGAAAAAAUUGCAGAAAGAGAUUUGGAGAACAUGAAGAAAUACCAAGCCAAGAUUAUAAAAGUUGGCAACAGCAAGUGUGUUGAUCCAGCUGUGAUUGCUGGCAUUAUCUCUCGGGAGUCACACGCUGGGACAGUGCUGAAAGACGGCUGGGGUGACCACGGAAACGCAUUUGGUUUAAUGCAGGUUGACAAACGGUACCAUAAGAUUGUUGGGUCAUGGGACAGUGAAGAGCACUUAGCCCAAGGUACAGAGAUUUUAUGUGGGAUGGUAAAGGAAAUCCAGAAGAAAUUCCCAACAUGGACAAAGGAACAGCAGCUCAAAGGCGGGAUUUCAGCCUAUAAUGCAGGACCUAAAAACGUCCAGAGCUACGACAGAGUGGAUAUUGGCACAACACACCAUGACUACGCCAAUGAUGUAACUGCAAGAGCCAAGUUUUAUAAGAGAAAUGGAUUCUGA